AUGUCGGUGCAUAUAACCAAGGUGGGCAAAGACGUACGGGAGUAUCGAAACGGCACGAAGACGCCCUUAUCAAAUGGUCAUCUCAACGACCGUACUCCCAACCGCAACUUGCCAGCGUCGACCUACCCCUCUAAGGAAUCUGUUCCGGUGUCCGUGGAGAUGUCCCAUUCGACCAGCAAGUGUACAGAUUACGGGGACUAUAUGGAACGCUUGAAGCUCUCGAAAUCAGACCGGUAUAAAUUGUUUUGCGAUGUGCGGGAGCUGGCUAGCGAACAUCUAGACAUGGACAAACUUGUCACAGAGCAGGAACCAGGCAUUUGGGAGAACUUCAUAUCUUUCGCACGUUUCGAACAUCCCAUCGCGAAAGAGACGUUCCCCAUAUUCGCGACUCCUCGGCGCACGGGGAUAUUAAAGAAAUACUUGUCCAAGUACCUACAUCGCCGAAAGUCUCGCGCGCGAGAGAGAGUGGUACAGUCUGACGAGUCAAGAAAACAUCGGCUGCAAGGCGCACGCCGUACGGCCGUUGAUAAGGAGAGCACGGGCUGCCAGGCCUCAAAGGAACCUGCGGAGGAAAGGAAGGCGGAAAACGACGCAGAAGAGGGUGACUACAUGUCCUUGCUAAGCAAGCGAAAUGGAAGUCCUCUCGUAUGGCUAUCCCCGUCGCCAUCCCCGUCGCCGCCGCCAAAGACUGUACCUCCGAGAGUCAACCGCGCGUACGUCGAAAUCAUACAGAACCGCCCCAAGGCGAAACCCCGCUUUUCCGGUCCCGCAAUCCCGUCCAACGCAUCCCCCGGCGACGAUGUUUCAGAAUGUAGCACCCCUCGACCGUGCGCCAAUGAUGAUCAUCCGGUCCAGGCCUUCCUCCGCUCACUCACUCCCAGCUUGGAGUGCUUGUGGCCAGCCCUCGACACUCUGGGGGUAAAGGAUAUGGCCUGGGUGAAUGCCAUUCGCCGUUGGCCCCCCCAUUAUCGAGAUCUAAUGGAGGCGAAGCUCUUGGAGGACAGAGACGUCACCUCCCUUGAUUGCCGUGGCUUGAUGACCGCGAUGUCAUUGCCAGCUAAGGCUGAUAUGGCCAUCCCAUCCUCGAACUGCACUACCACUGGGCAGGAUCGCGUAAGCGAGUUCCUAUGCUCGCUUAGUCCCAGCCUCAGGCAUCUGUAUUCACCACUCAGCAAAAUAGGAAUGAGGGAGUCGUGGCUGGACGCUGUGAUCAGUGGCCGGGAGCCUGACAAAUUUCAUGAGUUGUUGGAGUCGAACCUAGUUUGGACUAGGAAGGCGACUUGGUGUGAAUACGUAGCCAUCCUGGUCGGGUUAGAGAGUAGGGCUAAAGAAAGAGCUCAGAAUGGUGUAUGA
Molecule: messenger RNA, 1353 nt
Organism: Gloeophyllum trabeum ATCC 11539
Lineage: Eukaryota; Fungi; Basidiomycota; Agaricomycetes; Gloeophyllales; Gloeophyllaceae
Exons: 7
Coding region: 1-1353 (450 amino acids)
Source: RefSeq, a predicted model, not a curated record